Messenger RNA from Drosophila albomicans, 280 nucleotides. Its product is annotated as bomanin-065-like. The transcript is spliced from 2 exons. Bases 65 to 184 code for a protein of 39 amino acids. NCBI's taxonomy places the organism in Eukaryota, Metazoa, Arthropoda, Insecta, Diptera, Drosophilidae. The record is from RefSeq and is a predicted model, not a curated record. Gene Ontology annotation, biological process: defense response.
GACUCUUUGACUGCAAUUGGCAUUAGUUCAACUGCAAACCUUGUUAACUAAACCACAGAACAAAAUGAAACUUUUCUCAAUUGUUUUCGUCCUGGGCCUUUUGGCUUUCGCCAGUGCUUCCCCUGUGAAACCUGAUGUGGUCAUCAACGGCGAUUGCCGUCAUUGCAAUGUUCAUGGAGGUUAACCAAGAAAAUUGCCAAUGAUCCUUAAUUAAUAAAAUUGCCUAUGACAAAACUGAAAGUUCAAUUCUUUUUUGUUCAAUAAAUUGUUCAUUACAUAA